Osmerus eperlanus (European smelt) is the source of this 1841-nucleotide messenger RNA. RefSeq names its product family with sequence similarity 167 member B (gene fam167b). The transcript is spliced from 2 exons. The record is from RefSeq and is a predicted model, not a curated record. The coding region runs from base 124 to 690 and encodes 188 amino acids. Lineage: Eukaryota; Metazoa; Chordata; Actinopteri; Osmeriformes; Osmeridae.
CUGGACAACCCUCUUAAUAUAAGCGCUCAAGGAAUCUGGGAAUAUCUCAUUCAGCUGUUUGCAGCCGCAGAAUUACAGUUUAUCUAUACGCGUUAAACUUUCCACACAUAUUCAGCACUUGCAAUGGAUUUCAAAGAACUUGGAGGAGAGGAAAACUGUGAGGGAGACACAGAGGAUUUAGAUAGUGUGAAAGCGCUUACUGAAAAACUGAAAUUACAAACUCGCAGACCUUCAUAUUUUGAAUGGCAAGAGCGCUUACAGAGCCGUCCAUGGAAGGAAAACGCAGAUGAUCUUCAACAAGACUCUGCACAGAAAGUUACUCAUUUACCUGAAAUUAUACGCGAUGAGAACUCUGAACUAGUAGUGCGUAACAUAUGCGGCUUUGAUACAAUUGAUGAUGCUUUGGACUUUAUUAGGAAAGAACUGCGGGAGAUGCAGCUGCAGGACAACCGACUGGCCCGUCAGCUGAUCCGUCUGCGCGUGGAGAUACACCGUCUGAAAGUGGAGCAGAUUUGUCACCGGCACAAGGAGAUGCUGGAUGACGCCACUUAUGAGCUCGAGGAGUGUGGAGAGGAGUCGGACCUGCUGUGCGACAUCCCCAUGAAGGCCGCGUUUGCCCUGUCGACACCGCUCAAACACUUGGGCCUCACCAAGAUGAACAUCAACUCCCGACGCUUCUCUCUCUGCUAACAACUAAGUAGCCCUUUAAUUCCUGCAUCUGUUUGUGCAGGUUAUUGGCUUCACACUACUGCAGAUGUUGUUUCACAGCAUUUAGGGAAUAAUAGUUGGCAGAGCUCUUAGUCGGUAAUUAACCAUGGGAGGAAAUAUAGAUGACUGCUUUGAUCUGUGUUUGUGUUUUAUCAUGGCAUGAGACAUGCCAGGUGGGGACACACACCCAGCAAAGAAGUACCCUUUCCCCUCAUGCUCGGGGGCCCUUGUUUUGAAGUGUGGAUCUAAGUAGAUUGUGUAAGAUAGUUACAGAAAUAAAUGGCGGCAUAGAAGGAGUACAGUGACUCAGAGUCCAGUGUUCUAGGUAUUACGACUCAUCGGUAGGAUAGAAUCAGAACUUCUGGGGGACAGAGAUGCCUAGAGCAUCAUCAAGUAGUCUCAUGCUGUGUCUCUUCCAUGUCCUCUGUGAUGUCUUCAUAGGGAAUCCCACACCCAAGCCAGUACCUCAGACAGAUAGAAAUACAGACAUCUAAACACUGGGAAAGGAAAACUUCUUGUGGUAAAACAGCUCUCACCGAUGCAGAGAGCCACAGGGAAAAUGGGUCUGGCUGAGUCCCAGACACCAGUCCCACAGGAAACAUAGAGGGUCACGCUCCAGCAUUCUGACACCUCUUCUUCAUCAACCAAAAAUAACACUGACUUCUCCAGGGUCAGGACUGCAACGAUAGGGCCUAACAGAGGCUAUGACCUAUGCAAGUUCGCUAUGAGAUUUUGUUUCCAUUCCAUUGUCCAGAUGUUGUGCAGUACAGUGCUUAGUGUACAGCAGGACAGUCUCAAUGUAGUACUGAAUUCCAUAGACAGCACAGUGUUUCGGCACAUAAAUAGUAUAAGAUUAACAGGAUGUGUUUCUUACGUUAAAAUAUAUUAAUGCUUUCUGUUCUCAGGGAGAGAAGGUGAACAGAUAAAAUACUAGAUGGGUAAUACAAUUAUCUGUGUUACAGAUAAUAAAGUGAGUUUAUGUUUCUCUGUAUCUCCAAUGUGUGUGGGAAAUAAACAACCUCAGACAGACUGGUGUUUUGGGGGCAGUUGUAUAACAUUUAUAUUGUUAGGGGUUACACAUGUAAAGAUGUAAAAUAGUUUUGAUAAUAAUCAAAUGAAUUGGAGAAAGUGGA